This is a messenger RNA of Leptinotarsa decemlineata (Colorado potato beetle), 709 nucleotides long. Its product is annotated as lachesin-like. Lineage: Eukaryota; Metazoa; Arthropoda; Insecta; Coleoptera; Chrysomelidae. The record is from RefSeq and is a predicted model, not a curated record.
UUUCAGGUGAGUGCAGAAAUGCAGAGGAUCUCGUGAAUAUUUUCCGGGAUUUCCUGCAUGUUUGCUGUUAGUGAGGGGAGGAAUGGCGACUUCUGGCACAGGAUUCAACUCUCUUCCUGAAAGUGAAACGCUUCCUCCUCUGCCUAUGGGACCACCUGUCAUUUCACAAAAUCGUUUUGAACCCUACUUUGAUGCAAUGACGCCACGCAAUGUAACAGCUCUUGUUGGAAAAUCAGCUUAUCUCAGUUGCCGAGUAAGAAAUUUGGGAAAUAAAACGGUUUCUUGGAUCAGACACAGGGACAUCCACAUUUUAACGGUUGGCAGUUACACUUAUACCAGCGAUCAGCGUUUUCAAGCUAAUCAUCACCCCGAAACCGACGAAUGGACACUCCAAAUUAAAUGGGCGCAGAAGAGAGAUGCCGGAAUAUACGAAUGCCAAAUUAGUACUCAACCUGUGCGAAGCUAUUUUGUUAGUCUCAACGUUGUAGAUGGAUUAGCGGGGGAUGAACCUGCCAAAGAGGAUGAAUCAGAACACAAAUGUAACUGUAGUUGUCAUCCGCCUAAAAACCUCGAUGGUCCAGUUCCGACCGCACAAAUUCUCGGAGGCCCCGAUCUUCACGUGGACAAGGGCAGCACCAUCAACUUGACGUGCUCCAUAAGAUUCAGCCCCGAGCCACCGGCGUAUAUCUUCUGGUAUCACCAUGACGAC